This is a messenger RNA of Abrus precatorius (Indian licorice), 909 nucleotides long. RefSeq names its product transcription factor JUNGBRUNNEN 1-like. Gene Ontology annotation, biological process: regulation of DNA-templated transcription. The transcript has 3 exons. Lineage: Eukaryota; Viridiplantae; Streptophyta; Magnoliopsida; Fabales; Fabaceae. Gene Ontology annotation, molecular function: DNA binding. The record is from RefSeq and is a predicted model, not a curated record. The coding region runs from base 1 to 909 and encodes 302 amino acids.
AUGGGUGUUAACGAAGAUUUCAUCAAGGAUGAUGAGUAUUUGGAUGAUGAAGUUCCACUUCCAGGAUUUCGGUUCCACCCCACAGAUGAAGAACUUGUUAGUUUCUAUCUUCGAAGGAAGCUUGACAAGAAACCCAUAAGCAUCGAGCUCAUCAAACAAAUUGAUAUCUACAAAUACGAUCCUUGGGAUCUUCCAAAAGCAAGUGCCACUAGGGGAGAGAAGGAGGGGUAUUUCUUUUGUAAAAGAGGGAGGAAGUAUAGGAAUAGCAUAAGGCCUAAUAGAGUAACUGGCUCUGGCUUUUGGAAAGCAACUGGCAUAGACAAACCAGUGUACUCACAUGGAGGAGAGGGUAAUAAAUGCAUUGGACUCAAGAAAACAUUAGUGUACUACCGUGGCAGUGCAGGCAAAGGCACCAAAACUGAUUGGAUGAUGCAUGAGUUUCGCCUUCCUUCUAAUACAGACACCCAAACAAACCUUCCCAACUCCAAGCAUUAUGUAGAUAUUCCACAAGAAGCUGAAAUUUGGACAUUGUGUCGAAUUUUCAAAAGAAAUGUGUCGCAAAAGAAGCACGCGCCAGACUUAAGACAAUUAGCUGCUAAGCGUAAUUCCAUCAAUGACAAGAGCACCAAGAUGAGCAAUGCAGAGUUUAACACUAAUCAAGAAGCAUAUAUAAAUUUUGGUGCCCAUUAUCACAGUGAACAGAAACCUAUCAUUAAUUACACAAGCAGUAUUCAAAGGAAUCAGUUUCAUAUGGGUCAAUUGAGUUCUCCAGUGGCACAUCAACCUCAACUAACUGCACCAUCCUCUAACUUCGUGACUAAUCCAAUUGCAAACGACUUCUUCACGUUUGAUAACUGGGAUGAACUUGGAUCCGUAGUGAAGUUUGCUGUUGAUUCUCCUAGUUCGUAA